AUGCAAAAAAAAUCAAUAAGAGGCCAAAGACCUACUCAUGUUUGUGCUGCCUGUAGAACGCAAAAGCUAAGAUGCAACCGGGAGCGACCUAGUUGUUCUAGGUGUCAAAGAAUAGGUAGAACAUGUGUGUAUGAAAAACAUUCUGAGGACACCCUCGUUAGUAACAACGAGCCAAUUACGCCUAGCAGUAUAAUCAGCAAGGCACAUGAUGUUGAUCACAAACUAAUACUGGAAUUUGAUGAAAAACUGCAUCUUUGGAAUUCGAAAGAUAUGUUUAUUAGCCACGGUUAUCAUACAUACAUAGAUUUACCAUAUGGGACGCAUAGUAUUGCUCAAUAUGACCCAUAUCUGAGAAUAUUUUGCCCUUCAGUCCAUGGUACUACUUUGGCAGAUCUUCAAACAAGAUUAGAAUUUAUUUUAUCAGAAUCGAAACAACCACAGGACAAUACAUUCAAAACGUUAGAAAGCAUCAGUCCAUUAAUGUUCAUUGAAGAUGCUGUAGUUAAAUGGGUUACAAAAACGAACGAUUAUGUGAAUAAUCAAGUACCGUUGGAAUACUUUAAUACCAUAUAUACAAUUGAAGAUCGGAUGCAUCCCACCUUACUGUCAGUAAUUAAUGAUCUGAUCAAUGAACUUGAAGAUAAACUACUGGAUAAUUUAGACAUCGACCUUUUGUUAAAGCAUUUCUAUGAGAACAUUUAUCCUUAUUAUCCAUUUAUAGAGGUUGAUUCAUUUGAGAAUAGUUUAUCUAAAAUAUAUUCUAAAGAUCCAGUUUCUGGAGCCUAUAAAAUCAAUGUCUUUCAAGAAAAUGUGAGAUCCCACCUAGAAAUUUUGACGUUACUUCUUUUGAUUAUAUCAAUCACAUUAAGGAAUCCUAGAUUGAAUUAUUUAAAUGAGCAUACCAUUUCAGUAGAGAAUGCAACAGUAAUAUCAAAGAAAUUGUUAAUCAUCUCACAAAAAUUACUAUCUCUCCUUAAUGGAUAUAAGUUUACCACUGAAAAUGUGUUAUCUUGCUUACUAUACAUUUUUGUCGCCGAAUUUUUAAAUCCUGAAAAUACAGAAAUGCAUAUUACACAUAAUCAGAUAUUAACGUUGAAAUGUUUAACAGAAUUGUCAUACACGUUAGGUUUAUAUAAAGAACCUUCGCAAUUUACGAGAUAUUUAAACCGCCCAGAACCCAGUGAUGUUUAUUUUACCUUCAGAAGGAAAUUAUGGAUUGGACUUCAAUCACUCCGCCUGGAAAUUUUGACUGCAGAUGGUGGUUGCAACGACGUUACUCAGGGCUAUUUAAAUGAGUUUUUGAAGGAAAAUAAAGCCAUGGUACCUUCAUUUAUGGAACAUUUUAACUCCGUAUUAACUUGCGAUAGGCACCUUUUCAAAAUUCAAGACAAUAAAUACCAAUUCCAUAUGUUACUUGCAAGAGUUAUGUUAGAUUGCUGUUCAUCAUCCAAUGAGCAGGAUCUGAAAAGAAUCACCGAUUCUAUUGCUAAACUAAGUGAAUUUACCUUGAGAGUGUUCCCUCUGUCAAAAUUAAAGGAAACAAUGAAAGAUCGUGUCAUUGAAGAGAAUGCUUGGAGAGGUGGUCGUUUCAAUUUAGAUAUGAUAGAAAGAACCGAAAUCUUACGGAUUAAUAUGAUUUUUUUCUCAAGUUUGAUGAACAUUUUCAAUGUUUUAGCAAUUUAUUUUGAAAAAAAGUGUAGCCAAAACUGGGAGAAAUAUGAGGAUCUAUACCAUAAUUUUUUCUUUAAGAGUUUGGACAAUUAUCUAGAAAUGAUGACAUUACUGAAGCAUUAUCUUAAGGGGGGCUUCUCUUCGUCGAUUUUGCCACAACAUGAAUAUUGUUUAAAUCGCUCAGUUUCUUUUAUUUCCAUAAAAGUCUUAUCGGUACAACUUAGUUAUUUAUUAAGGUUGUCUUAUAAGCUGGAUAUGGUUUCGAGGAAUAAUGAGGUGAUGAAAUACAUGGCUCAGUAA
This is a messenger RNA of Naumovozyma castellii, 1971 nucleotides long. RefSeq names its product Zn(II)2Cys6 transcription factor domain-containing protein. Lineage: Eukaryota; Fungi; Ascomycota; Saccharomycetes; Saccharomycetales; Saccharomycetaceae. The record is from RefSeq and is a predicted model, not a curated record. Bases 1 to 1971 code for a protein of 656 amino acids. The transcript has a single exon.